UGAGUUUCUGGCUGCAGGCCUUCGUACCACAUCCUCCUCGCGCUGGCUUCUUCCUUUGAAACGCACCUGCUUCCACUUCAUCUAUUCCAUGCUUGCGAGCAGCACGCAGGCUAAACGCAUCAAAAGAACGGCGUGGGUUUCCGGCAACACUCAAAUAUUUCGUCCUCAGCCCCCAUGGCACCACAGAUCAUCACCUGCAAGGACCAGCCCGCGCCACAGUGGCCUCGCUGCAACGUAUUCGAGCUGAUCGCUUCUAACCCGAACAAGAUUCCCGACUCGAACCCCGCAUUCAUUCGUGCUGAUGGCAAGGAGCUCAGCCGCGGACAACUCUUCGAAGACAGCAAGCGGCUCGCGCAUGCAUUCGUGCACAAGCUUGGCUUGAAUCCCGGCGAUCGCGUCGGAAUCCUGAGUCCAAAUAGCUGCUAUUACCCCAUUGCCGUCUUCGCCAACUUCAUCGCUACGACCGUCAGCGUGCCUUUAAAUCCCGGCUAUGGCGCCGACGAGCUGAUCCACCCGAUCCAGGAUUCCGGCACCAAGUACCUCCUUGUGCACCCUUCAGUGAUCGACGUUGCGCGACAGGCAGUUGAAUCCGCUGGGCAGAAAGACACGACGAGUGAGGGAAUCAAGCGGAUCUGGAUCUUGGCAGAUGACGAUGAGAUGCAAAAGGGCAAUCGAGGAGAGCAGGAUGUCAGAACGUUGCUUGGAGAUGGUCGACUGGAGCCGCGGAAGGUCAAGAACCCGGAGGAGACCAAUGCUUUCAUUGCUUAUAGCAGUGGAACGACUGGUAAGAGCAAGGGCACAGAACUGACACACCACAACAUGACAUCGGUCCUGAAAAUCAUCCAGGUCGGUGUACCUGAAAUCACACACAAGGACAUCCACGUAGGUGUCCUGCCUUUCCAGCACAUCUUCGCUAUUUCCAAGCACGUUCAACAUGCGCCUUACACCGGCACGCCUGUAGUCGUCCUGCCGAAGUUCGACCUGGAGCAGUGGCUCUCGACGGUCCAGCACUUCAAGGUCACUAUCGCCAUGGCCGUUCCCCCCAUUCUCGUCCUGCUUGCCAAGCAUCCCAUCAUCGACAAGUACAAUUUGAGCUCGCUGAAACUACUCCUGUGCGCUGCGGCGCCGCUUUCGGCUGAGUUGGGGGAUGAAGUGGAGAAGAGGAUUCCCACCGUGAGGGUUACGCAGGGUUGGGGUUUGACGGAAACGAGUCCAACUGCCACUUUCACUCCUUCGCACAUGUAUCGCAAUGCAAAGGGAAGCGCGGGACGCCUCCUGCCUGGCCUGGAGAUGCGCAUCGUCGACGAUGACAGCCGGGAUGUAGGACACGAGCAAGGCGAUAAGGGAAAGCCAGGGGAGAUCUGGGUCCGUGGACCGACGGUCUUUAGGAGAUACCUGAACAACAAGGUUGCUACAGAUGAUUGCAAAACCUCGGAUGGAUGGUUCAAGACGGGGGAUGUUGGCAUUUAUCUUAAGGAGCAAAUCUACAUUGUGGACCGCAAAAAGGAACUGAUUAAAUACAAGGGCUACCAAGUCGUACCUUCCGAGCUCGAGGCGCUGCUCCUGCAGCACCCUGAAGUAGCAGACGCUGCUGUCCUCGGUGUCUACUCGAAGGAGGAAGCGACCGAGUUCCCGCGUGCACACGUCGUCCCGCGCUUGGGUCUGUUUGACCCCAACAAGGACAAGCAGAAAGUGGACGAGUUUGCAAAGGAGAUAUACAAAUGGACGACGGAGCGCGUCGCCAACCAUAAACGCCUCCGCGGUGGCGUGAAGGUCGUGGAGAGCGUGCCGAAGAGUCCGUCUGGCAAGAUUCUACGGCGGAUCCUCCGCGACCAGGCGGCAGCAGAAGGAAAUGAGGCUCGUGCACGGCUCUGAUCGCCCAUGGACUAGCUUUCUGGAGCAUAGAUGAUCUGCAAAGACACAAUGUCCUUUAUAGGCCAAUUGCACCCGAUCACUCCUGGGCCCUGGAUCGCGUUUCUCACACUU
This is a messenger RNA of Tilletiaria anomala UBC 951, 1986 nucleotides long. RefSeq names its product acetyl-CoA synthetase-like protein. Lineage: Eukaryota; Fungi; Basidiomycota; Exobasidiomycetes; Georgefischeriales; Tilletiariaceae. The record is from RefSeq and is a predicted model, not a curated record. Bases 175 to 1875 code for a protein of 566 amino acids. Gene Ontology annotation, molecular function: CoA-ligase activity. The transcript has 8 exons. Gene Ontology annotation, biological process: secondary metabolic process.